CGGCCGGAGACCGAGCAUGGACUCGAAGGCCGCGGAACGGCCUCCGGAGGAGACCCUGUCGCUGUGGGAACGGGAACAAACCUGGCUGAAGGCCCGCGUGGUAGACUGGGACACAGAGCCGUGGCAACAAGACCCCAGCUUCUCGGGGCUGCAGAGGGUCGGGGGUGUCGAUGUGUCCUUUGUGAAAGGGGACAGUGCCUGUGCCUGUGCCUCCCUGGUGGUGCUCAGCUACCCAGAGCUCGAGGUGAUCCACGAGGAGAGCCGCAUGGUCAGCCUGACCGCCCCCUACAUCUCCGGCUUCCUGGCCUUCCGCGAGGUGCCUUUCCUGGUGGAUUUGGUGCAGCGGCUGCGGGAGACAGAGCCAGGCCUCAUGCCCCAGGUCCUUCUUGUGGAUGGGAACGGGCUGCUGCACCCCCGAGGCUUCGGUGUGGCCUGCCACCUCGGUGUCCUCACAGGGCUGCCCUGCGUUGGGGUGGCCAAGAAGCUCCUGCAGGUGGACGGGCUGGAAAACAACACCCUGCACAAGGAGAAGAUUCAAGCUCUGCGGGCUGCGGGGGAUAAGUUUCCUCUGACAGGAGAUUCUGGGGUUGUCCUGGGAGUGGCCCUGAAGAGCCAUGACCGCAGCUCCAAGCCACUCUACGUCUCUGUGGGCCACAAGACCAGCCUGGAGACAGCCGUGCGCCUGACCUGCCGCUGCUGCAGGUUCCGGGUCCCCGAGCCAGUGCGCCAGGCUGACAUCCGAUCUCGAGAGCACAUCCGCAGGACCCUCGCGCCCCCAGGGCCACCUGCACCGGGCCGGGAGAGGACCCAGAAGGUGCAGGGGCCAGAAGCACGUCCCAAAGGAGGCCAGGGCGAGGGCAGCCGCCGAGGGCCGGGCCCCGAGCCGGAGGCCCCACCGCCAGGCCCCCAGGAGCAGGACGGGGACCGGCGGGCUGGGGAGGCCGUGCAGCACCAGCCGCUGGAGCCGCCUCAGAGCGGGGGCUGCGCCGAGGAGCCGGUCCCCGGAGACGGCGAGGGUGACCCCGCCCAGCCACUGGUGGAACACAGGAGCCGGGCGGGCGCCGCGCAGCUGGCCCAGCCGUGGCCCCAGCCAUAGCCCUCGCCGGCCACGGCGGUGGCUGGAAGGGCUCUGGGCAGCUGGGCUUGACAUCAGCCUCACUGCGCCCUCCUGCCUGGGACUGCUGGCCUUGGGUGGCCUUGCCGGGGCCGCGGAGGGGCUGGCCUGGGCUGGGCUGGGAGCCCCCCCACAUAACAGCUGACCUCAGCCCAGUGCCUUACCCCCCUCCAGGGCCAGCGGAGGGGCUGGGCUCCUAGGUGCGCCCCUGCAGAGUCCUCAGCCCCUCACCCCUCACUCCCCCGCCCAGACCCCAGCCUCCCUGGAGUGGGGCUGACCGGUGAGGGCCCACUUCUGGUCAGGAUGGAGGGGCAGGGAUGGAAACGUCCACGUGCCAGCAGCCACGGCUCCGGCUGAGCCCCAGGCUCUGCCCUCCCUGCCCCCACUGCUGUCUGGACGGGCAGAACGGCCGGGUCCCCCAGCAGUUGGUGGCCAGUUGGUGGUGGGUGACAGGACCCCCUGGGCGCAGUCUUGCACAGUCCUUGACGGGGAGAAGGGCUCCCGCUUGGAGCCUGGGGUCUCACCAGGAUUCGGGGUGUGUGUGAGACAAGCAUCCCUGUGCACUCGGAUGCCAGCCAGUGAAGCAAGGGUCCUGGGGUCCAGUCCUAGGCUGGGCCUGGACACGGCCCCUGGAGGUAGAGGAAGCCUGCCCGGACACGCCCGUCCCACGGCGUACCUGGGACAGCGCAGGGGGCCGUGGCUGGGGGCCCUGCCGCUGUGGCCUCUGUCCCCCUGCAGCGUCGGGGCGUGCUGGACCGUGGGGCUCCCAGGAGGUGAAACCCCUUCCAGCAGCCUGCUCCAGGCCCCGCCUCUGCCUACACAAGCCCCGCUCCCCUCGUGUUCCCCCGAAAGCCGGCAAGCCAGCGUCCUGCCACGGCCCGGCCGACGUCUUGUCUUCAGGAUCGUUCCCUGCCAGAGGCCUGCCAGGACUGGGGUGGGCUGGCGUGCAGACCCUGCGGGACGCGGCCCUCAGGUGGGGUCUCCGCCAGAGCAGGAGGUCAGCCUGCAGACAGCUUCCACGUGGGUUUCCCUU
Messenger RNA from Dipodomys spectabilis (banner-tailed kangaroo rat), 2147 nucleotides. It is a transcript of the gene Endov, whose product is annotated as endonuclease V. Gene Ontology annotation, biological process: DNA repair. Lineage: Eukaryota; Metazoa; Chordata; Mammalia; Rodentia; Heteromyidae. Gene Ontology annotation, molecular function: RNA endonuclease activity producing 5'-phosphomonoesters, hydrolytic mechanism; single-stranded RNA binding. The transcript is spliced from 9 exons. Gene Ontology annotation, cellular component: nucleolus; cytoplasm. The record is from RefSeq and is a predicted model, not a curated record. Bases 17 to 1096 code for a protein of 359 amino acids.